GCCUCGGGAUCGGUGUUCACUGCAAUUGAGAUCAGUACAGGUGCGGAGGUAGCAAUAAAGCAGAUGAAUUUAACACAACAGCCCAAGAAGGAGCUCAUAAUUAACGAGAUUCUUGUUAUGCGUGAGAAUAAGCAUGCCAAUAUUGUCAAUUAUCUCGAUUCGUAUCUCGUUGGUGAUGAUCUAUGGGUUGUAAUGGAAUAUCUGGCAGGUGGCUCAUUAACAGAUGUGGUGACGGAAUGCCAAAUGGAGGAGGGUAUGAUUGCGGCGGUGUGCAGAGAAGUGCUGCAAGCGCUGGAAUUCCUUCACAGCCGGCAUGUUAUCCAUCGCGAUAUCAAAUCGGAUAAUAUCCUUCUUGGUCUGGAUGGUUCCGUCAAACUAAGUUCGUCCCACUACAUGCUUUUUUGUUUUUUCUCCCCGUCAUUUUUAAAGUUUUAA
This is a messenger RNA of Gongylonema pulchrum, 435 nucleotides long. The record is from the annotation of a GenBank genome assembly. Lineage: Eukaryota; Metazoa; Nematoda; Chromadorea; Rhabditida; Gongylonematidae.